Molecule: messenger RNA, 2027 nt
Organism: Botrytis cinerea B05.10
Lineage: Eukaryota; Fungi; Ascomycota; Leotiomycetes; Helotiales; Sclerotiniaceae
Gene: Bcmtc1
Product: Bcmtc1
Exons: 2
Coding region: 199-1791 (530 amino acids)
Source: RefSeq, a predicted model, not a curated record
GUGUUGAGUGAGACCUUCAUUAUUUGCUUUAUCAAUAACGUCAAAAUAGAGCUUCAUAAGACAGUUGACAAGCAAAGCAAAUGUCACUUGUUGUGUCAUUCUUCUGACGGGUCCCAUCAUUCCACAACCGGCAAAGCCUUUCAAUCAUCAUUCGGCCUGCUCUGAUACUGCUCACCAAUUGAUACACCACUUACAACCAUGGCUUCAAAGAAAUCAAAGCCAGCCCCAACUGAUGACGAAUUGAAUGAGCUUUUGGAAGGCAUUGACGAGGUUAAAGUUAAAGCACCUGCUUCCAAGGGAGCUGCAAAAUCACAUAAAACAAAACAACCAUCUCAAUCAGAACAAGAUCUGCUUGCGGAACUGGAAAACCUUGGAGCACAGCAACCAAGUCGACCACAUACUCCACGAAUUCAACAGGUGAAACGUUCAAACACAGCAACCCCGCCACCAGCAUCUCGCAAAAGUGAGGACAGAUCAAGCGAGGAGAAACCUACUUUGCCCCGGAAAUCUGUUGACAGCACUCGAUCAUUUCAUACUAGUUUUACCCCUUCAGCAACUAGUAGCGAUCUUCCAGAAGCGGAAAAGAAAGCUCCAAUUGCUCAGGCUGCUACUGAAGCCCCUUCAGCGGGUGGAGGAUGGUCAUGGGGAAGUGUCUUUGCAACAGCAACAGCAACAGCUAGUGCAGCAGUCAACCAUGCUCAAGCUGCAGUGAAGGAAAUACAACAAAAUGAAGAAGCUAAACGAUGGGCAGAACAAGUCAAAGGAAACGUUGGAGUUCUUAGAGGCUUUGGUGGUGAGUUGACAUCUAGAGCUCUUCCAACCUUUACAAACAUUCUUCAUACUAUCGCACCACCCAUUUCGUCCCACGAACGACUCCAAAUCCAUAUCACUCAUGAUUUUAUUGGAUAUCCUUCUCUCGACCCUCUCAUCUAUUCUACAUUCUCUCGUGUGAUGGCCCAAGUUGAGGGAGGAGAUCUGCUUGUCAUUCAGCGUGGUCACGAAUCUACAGCACGUCGCGCAUCCGAGGCUGGAUAUACUGGAGGCAAUGCAGGAUGGAGUGAUGGACCGUGGUGGCGCGUAGGAACCGACAAUCGUGAUAUUGGUUCCGUCAAAGGACUUAUCGAAGGAACGAAACUCGUCCGCGUAAGCGCAGAAGCUUAUUCGAAGGAAUAUUUUGAUGCGCAUGGUGGACUCGAACUCGCAGCUCAGCGAGCUACCGAAGAUCUUAGCGAAUCAAAUCCAGUUCGCAGCAGCGAUAUUUUCAUGGCCGUCCAAGCGAUUACCCAUGAAGCACCAGAAGAUUUGUUCCAAGGAGGUCCAGUAAAAGAGGCAGAAGGAGGCGUGGUUGACGAAAAACCAAAACCAGAUGAAUUAAUUUCUUUCGCUAUUUACCUUCAAGAUCCAAUCCAUAGCAUCACUUUCUAUACACUUACUCAAGCUAUUCCUGCUAAAUGGAUUCAAUGGCUCGAUGCCCCAGCUCCCUUAACUCCAACCUCCACAUCUUCACCCUCUAAAGAGAAGUCAGGGUUCUUCGGUGCAGAAUCAGAGAAUGCGCAUGCAGGAUUGCCAGAGGAGAUUCAACAAAUUAUAGAGAGCGGAGGAGUAGAUCCGCGCGAAUGGGUUGCAGAAUGGGUGGAAGAGACAUUGAGUUUAGGUGUGGGAGUUAUAGCACAAAGAUAUGUGGCAAGGAGGAUGGGAGUUGGUGAAGGUGGUAUUGGUAAGGGGAAGGCUAGGAUGGAGGAAGUACUUGGAGAUGGAGGUGGGGAGGCAGCAAGAGCGGGGUUAAUCUGAUGAGGCUCAGAGACAAGGAAAGGAAAUGGGUUGAAUGGAAGAUAAUACAAUAUCGGUGGUUCUUACGUGUGAUUUGAUAUGAUUGUCUGAGGCGUUUUGAUUCUUUCGUCGCAUCAUGGCGUAGUCGUACUUGAGGAUUGGUUGGUGAUAGGAUUUUUGACGUCGUGUUAAUGAAACAAUGCAUACAUUACUAUCUUCUUUUCAUUGACAGAUGACGGAAUGUUACCAUUUCUGUA